Messenger RNA from Mytilus californianus (California mussel), 4150 nucleotides. Its product is annotated as ileal sodium/bile acid cotransporter-like. Gene Ontology annotation, cellular component: membrane. The record is from RefSeq and is a predicted model, not a curated record. Bases 193 to 1764 code for a protein of 523 amino acids. The transcript has 3 exons. NCBI's taxonomy places the organism in Eukaryota, Metazoa, Mollusca, Bivalvia, Mytilida, Mytilidae.
CCUAUAACAUGAGAGUUAGAGGAUAGAAAUGUUAUAUGAGUGAUACAAAACGGAUUAAGAACAAAGACCUCACAUGUAUGUCAAUGAUAAGAAAGCACUGAACCGUUAGAUAUGUAAAUAAUUCUGGUGUACCUAUAUAACCAGUGCUUGAAUGGACUUUGUCAUUUAAUCAGAACAUUACAAACCAGCAUAAUGGAUAUUUCGAGCAAAAUCAUUUUACUUCAUCAUAUGUUGAUAACUCUUAGUUUGUCGCUUGCCGCUUCAGAUAUGUCUAAAGGGGACCCGAUGGCUCCACCAGAUAUGAUUAAUGCAUCGGGAAUACUAAGUGUAAAAGGACCUCCACCACAUGGUGUUGUUAUUGUAUUCAUGGAAGAAGACAGUGCACCUCAAUAUUUCAAUUAUACAGUACAGUGUGGCGAUGAAACUUUAAAAUAUGUCAUAAGAGCUAAAGCUGACGACGCUAAGAUGGUAAAUGUUAAAACUAAUGACGUCAUUAUUGAUUGCAGAAACAGACGUUUGGUAUUAAUGCCUCUCGUGUCACUAACCAACGGUUCUGUUGUUGGUCCGUCGUAUUCAGUUGGUGAUAAAGUACAAAAACAAAAAGAAAAUUAUUUUGUACAAGGGACACACACUUUAUAUACGAAUUCAGAUUUGCUUGGGAGAACGUUUAUAACGUUUAAUUUAUAUAGCUAUAAUGACCUUGAACUACAACACAAUAUAACUGAAGAUAUGGUAGAUGUAACAAAAGUACCAGUUAUAAUCCUACGACUCAUGAGACCUAUUGAUACUGCUUUCAGGGUCAUUAUUUACGUUUUCAUGAUUUUCGUUACACUGGCUUUUGGGGCAAAGUUAGACCUUGAGGUCGUUAAAGAAAAUAUCAAGCGUCCGCUAGCACCAUGUAUAGGCUUAGGAUGUCAGUUCAUUAUCAUGCCGAUGUUGGGUUAUGCAAUAGCCAAGCUGGUGACUGCUGACCGACCGGAUGUAGCGCUUGGUAUAUUUGUAGCCGCUUGUUGUCCAGGUGGUGGAGCCAGUAAUAUUUACUCAUAUCUCCUAGGCGGGGAUCUUUCUCUGUCUAUCACCAUGACAGCACUCAGUUCUAUCAUGGCUUUGGGAAUGAUGCCGAUGUGGCUAUACACACUGGGACAACAGUUCAUAGAUGGCACACUCCAAGUUCCAUUUCUCGAUAUAUUUACAACAUUGUUGAUACUGAUAGUUCCACUAUUUGUAGGAGUAUUCUUACAGAAAAAACUUCCGAAAAUAACAAAGGUCAUAAUUAAGGUAAUAAGACCAGUAACCGUUGUUUGCAUUAUUUUGCUGUUAAGUGUUGGUAUCUACUCAAAUCUUUAUAUUUUCAAACUUUUCAAGCCAAAAAUAGUAUUGGCUGGUUGUUUACUUCCGUAUUUUGGAUACCUUUUGGGUGGUUUGAUAUCUUUCAUAUUCAGAUUACCAUGGGAGCGCGUGAAAACUGUUGCAAUUGAGACAGGGAUGCAGAACACAGGAAUUGCAACGAUUCUAAUGAUGUAUGCUUUUCCACCACCAGAUGGAUUUAUUGCAGCUGUGGCACCAAUCGCUUCUGCUGUCAUGACUCCACUUCCGUUGUUUUUAAUUACUGUCCCAUAUCUGAUAUACAAACGAUGUAACAAGGAUAAGUACGACAGUGUUCCGAAUGAAAACGGAAGUAUAAAGAAGAAAAAACCUAAAAGUAAAAAGGACUCAAAGGAAACAACUUUGGAUGUAGAAAAUGGGAAAACCACUGUGAUAUAAAAAGAGUUCAAUAUUAAUUGUCAUAUUUAUUAUCUAUAUAUAUGUAUAUUGUAUAUUUUACGUAUGCAGACAGUACCAUGACUUUAUGUAUUAGCAGGAUUUUUUGUGUUCAAAGGUUUUCAUUUACAUGGGAAUUAUACGUUUUCAUUUUACUACAAAUACGAUAGCUUUAAUAAAAACUAGUAAAAUAUAAUGUUUAUGACCAUGGUUAUGUAUACUAUACUUUUUUUAAUGCGGAAUAUAGAGAAAAAUGAUAAUGUCGAACCAUAUAUGCUAGCCCAUGGGCUCAUUACUGUAUAUUUUUGGCAUACAUUAAAAUUCUUUUUCUUAGUUUAUUUGUAACAAAUGCACGGAUAAAAGAUCUGAGAUGAGGGAUAUACGUAAAAAAAUCCUCAACUGAAAGAUACAAAAAACAAAAACAAAAACAAAAAGAAGUGAUUUUUGUUUUUUGAUAAAGUUUAUCAUUAAUGUGUGUCUAAAAGUUUUUGAAAACGUUUAUAUUUUCUUAUCUAAUGAACCUGAGUGUGAUGGUUAAAACUCAUAUUGAUCGCUUUACCACUAUAAAAGGGAAAUGGGUCUUACGUAUUUAUAAAGAUGGUGUAUUGUGUUUGAUAAAAGUAAUAUUAUUGAUCAUUUUAUUUUUUAAGGAGAACAAUUAAAAUAUAAUGGUUGAAUUUUGCAUUACAGAAAAACAUUGUGGUGAUCGGGAGAGAAUAUAUAUAUAUAUAUAUAUUCAUUAUCACUGAACUAGUAUAUAUAUUUGUUUAGGGGCCAGCUGAAGGACGCCUCCGCAUGCGGGAGGCUCUCGCUGCAUUGAAGACCUGUUGGUGACCUUCUGCUGUUGUCUGUUCUAUGGUCGGGUUGUUGUCUCUUUGACACAUUCCCCAUUUCCAUUCUCAAUUUUAUAUAUUCACAAUCAGAGCCGAAUUAAAUUUAGAUAUAUUUUUUCGCUUAGUGUGUUAUUACACAUAUUUACUUUCACGGUCCUACAAUCUGUCGAUACCUAUAGUUUGGGCAUUAUAUACAAGGCAUCGCACAAAGUCAUGUUUUUUCUCUGACUGUUAAUGACGUCUUUACACUAAAUCCAUGGAAUGUUGGAUGUGUACUGAUUGAUAUUUCAGUCUUAGAUACAUGAUUUUUUUUUUAGUUUUUAUUGGCUUUGACCUAGCUGUCAGUAUCUGCGAGUACUCUCAGAUCUGUACUUAGUGUCUUUUUGUUGUGGGUAUUUAUAAGUACCCGUCCACGUUAACUCUGUGCUUUUGUUAGAUGAAUUUCUUUUUGUAUCCAUUUGAUGCGUUAAGCCUUUUUCAACUGAUUUUUAUAGUUUGUUCAUAUGUUGUACUGUUACACCACUGUCCCAGGUUAGGGGAGGGUUGAGCGCUUACAAACAUGUUUAACCCCACCACAUUCUUUAUGUGCCUGUCCCAAGUCAGGAGCCUGUAGUUCAGUGGUUGUCGUUGGUUCGUGUCUGUCAUAUUUGUGUUUCGUAAAUGAUUUUGUUAUAAAUUAGGCCGUUAGUUUCCUCAAUUGAAUCGUCUCAUAUUUUUCAUGUCGGUGCCUUUUAUAUCCGACCAUACGGUAUGGGUUUUUCUCAUUGUUGAAGGCCGAACGGUUGCCUAUUAUUGCUUACAUCCACUUCAUUUGAACUUUGGUGGAUAGUUGUCUCAUUGGCAAUCAUACCACAUCUCCUUAUUUCUAUAUUAAUACUAUUUACAGUUACAUAUCAAUGAAUGAUUGUGUGAUUUAUAAAACUAGAAUACGCAACGUACACAUACAGGUGCAGAAACAUCCAUGAUUUUGAAAGGGGGUUACCGGUUAGAUAAUGUUUGGAGUAGGACUUGUAAAAAGUCUAUUCAUUUGCCUUAUUUAGAGCUCUAUAAAGUGGUCUUAAAAGUCGAUAUAUCAGAACUUUUUAUAACGAUUUUCGUUCUUAAUUUCUCUUAAGUAUGUCGCUAGAAGAGAGCAUUUUAUAAAGUUGAAAUUUUUAAGAAUGCCCGCCUCGGCAGGUAUUCAAAAAAUGGGACGAAAGAUACCAGAGGGACAGUCAAACUCAUAGAUCGAAAACAAACUGACAACGCCAUGGCCAAAAAUAAAAAGACAAACAGACAAAUAAUAGUACAGAUGACACAACAUAGAAAACCAAAGACUAAGCAACACGAACCCCACCAAAAACUGGAGGUGAUCUCAGGUGCUCCGGAAGGGUAAAUUGAACACUUCAAUGGAUUUGUCUGAACUCAUUUGCUGCUCAUUAUUCAAUGUGUGAAAAAUAAAUAUGUUGAUGUAUCUUAUACUCAUUUUAAUGCGAUAUUUGUUUGUAUCUUUUUAUAAUUUUAUUAAUGAAUAUUCUUUGUAACUCAAUUAUGAAAUAAAAAGAAUAUAUUUAAAA